AUAGCACUACAUUACCAACCAUAUCUCGCAUACCCAAAACUGAGGAUAGAUUGGAGGGAGCCAAAUCAUAUAUAAGAGUAAGACUAGACCAUUGACAUCUAUAUCACAACUAUAACAACUGUAAAUCAUGCAACACCACGAAGGUCACUCAGAAACCCAUUCAGGUCCGCAUGCUCAUCACGAGCACCACCAUGGGCACGAUUUCGCAGAGGCCAACAGGCAGCAUUUCAACCAAACAGCCCAUACGUAUAAUGAUGUCCCCCAGGCCAGGGAGCGUGGUCGCAGAAUCGCUGAGGAGAUGAGAAAGGUGUACACGUUCAGUGAGGACACCACAACUGUUAUGGAAUAUGCUUGCGGCACUGGUCUAGUCUCGCAAGAGCUGGCACCCUAUGCAAAAGCCAUCGUGGGUAUUGAUAUCAGCCAAGGCAUGGUCGAUCAGUAUAAUCAGAGCGUCGCGAAUCAAGGACUAGCGCCAGAGGAGAUGAAAGCGGUAUGUGUCGAAUUAAAGGGAGAGGAGGGCGAGUUGGAUGGGGCAAAGUUCGACGUGAUAGUCUGUGCUUCGGCUUACCACCACUUCAGCUCCAUCGCCGACGUCACUCGUACCUUGGCGUAUUUCCUUAAACCUGGUGGUUCGCUCUUAGUAGCAGACCUCAUGAAAGGGGUCGAGGGGGGUGAAAUCGUUACCCCUGAAGUACACCACAUGGUUCCACACAGAGGGGGCUUCGGAGAAGCAGAUAUCCGAGAGGUGUUUGAUGGCGCAGGUCUUGUCAACUUCACCUAUGGAAAGGCGGCCGAGGGUACGCACCUUGGACGUAAGAUCGAGCUCUUCAUUGCUAAAGGAGACAAGCUCGUUUGAUGGGAUAUAGGAAUGCAUUUGAUACCUGUUUGUAGAAAUAUAAAUCUAUGGAAAGUGAAUGUACAGUGAUUGAUAAAUUUAUUGAUAUAAUCGUUGUUUUUAAGUCGACGCA
Messenger RNA from Serpula lacrymans var. lacrymans S7.9, 968 nucleotides. RefSeq lists its product as uncharacterized. The transcript has 3 exons. NCBI's taxonomy places the organism in Eukaryota, Fungi, Basidiomycota, Agaricomycetes, Boletales, Serpulaceae. Bases 128 to 856 code for a protein of 242 amino acids. The record is from RefSeq and is a predicted model, not a curated record.